UGCCUGACCUGCGGGGCCGACCUCUGCCUCUUCUGCUGCCAGGCACACAGGAGGCAGAAGAAGACAGCCUCUCAUGCUGUGAUGGAGCUGGAGAGCACCAAGGAUUGCAGCCAGGCCAGGAAGCCUCUCUUCUGCCCUUCCCAUCCCACGGAGGAGCUAAAGCUGUUUUGUGAGCAGUGUGAUCACCCUGUGUGCCGGGAUUGUGUUAUAGACAGACACCGGAAGCACCGCUAUGACUUCACCGGCAAUGUCAUCCACAGGCAUGGGGAUGCCCUGCGGGAGCUGCUGAAAAGCACCCAGCAGCACAUGGGCACCUUAGAAGAUGUUUUAAGUCGGAUUGAUGACAUGGGCAGUGCCAUCCACAGUCGCAUGGAGACUGUGUCUGCAGAGAUCUGUCUGUUUGCCAGUGGGUAUGUGAAAGCGAUUGAAGAGCACUGUGACCGGCUGCUGAAGCAGCUGGGGGAUAUGAAGGUACAGAAGGAGAACCUGCUGCACUUGCAGAAGGCCCAGAUGCAGCAGCUGCUGUUGGACAUGAGAACAGGCGUGGAGUUCACCGAGCAUUUGCUGACAAAUGGCUCGGACCUGGAGAUCCUCAUCACCAAAGGGGUGGUGGCAAACCGACUGGCAAAGCUGAAUGGCAUUGCUUACAACACCCACCCCAGCGUGGACGAUGGGAUCCAGUUCUCUCCCCAGGAGAGGGCAGGGCAGUGUUGUGGCUAUGAAGUUUUUGGGGCCAUUCUCAAUAAAGUGAUUGAUCCAGCCAGAUGUAUUCUGCAUGGGAAAGACCUCUACAGUGCCCGUCAGAACGAGCUGACUGGCUUUACCCUGCUCUGCAAUGACACCAUGGGGGAGCGGAUGCAACGAGGAGGAGAGGCCGUGCGGGUCACCAUCACUCACAAGGACAAGAGGGACUGUGCAGUCAAGCCAACAGUGUGUGAUAACGGUGAUGGGACCUACCAUAUUUCCUACAGCCCUGAGGAGCCAGGGUUAUAUGCUAUCUGCGUCUAUGUGAAAGGACAGGAUGUACAGGGCUCUCCGUUCACUGUGAUGGUGAAAAGCAAAUUCCGUGAACACCAAGGUGUGUUUCACUGUUGCACGUUCUGCUCAAGCGGAGGGCAGAAAGCUGCUCGCUGUGCCUGUGGUGGGACCAUGCCCGGUGGGUACCAAGGCUGUGGCCAUGGACACAAAGGUCACCCUGGCUGCCCCCACUGGUCAUGCUGUGGACAAGUGAAGGAGAGCUCAGAGUGUUUGGGUGGGCCACCCAGUGACACCUUGCAGAGGAGUUUGCUCAGGACAGUGGCGCUCUAA
Apaloderma vittatum (bar-tailed trogon) is the source of this 1308-nucleotide messenger RNA. RefSeq names its product tripartite motif containing 45 (gene TRIM45). The record is from RefSeq and is a predicted model, not a curated record. Gene Ontology annotation, cellular component: nucleoplasm; chromatin. The annotation marks the transcript as partial. Gene Ontology annotation, biological process: positive regulation of DNA-templated transcription. The transcript has 6 exons. Gene Ontology annotation, molecular function: zinc ion binding; ubiquitin-protein transferase activity; protein binding. NCBI's taxonomy places the organism in Eukaryota, Metazoa, Chordata, Aves, Trogoniformes, Trogonidae.